Molecule: messenger RNA, 1089 nt
Organism: Zonotrichia leucophrys gambelii
Lineage: Eukaryota; Metazoa; Chordata; Aves; Passeriformes; Passerellidae
Product: cathepsin G-like
Exons: 5
Coding region: 65-853 (262 amino acids)
Biological process (GO): proteolysis
Cellular component (GO): cytoplasm; intracellular membrane-bounded organelle
Molecular function (GO): serine-type endopeptidase activity
Source: RefSeq, a predicted model, not a curated record
AUUCUGAACCUCUCCCCUGCCUGGCCACAGCCACUGCUUUGGCUCUUCAGGACAGUGGUGGGAGAUGCUGCUGCUCCUUCUGCUCACAAAUGCUUUUGUCCUUCUGCCCUGGGCUGGGGCUGGAAGGAUCAUUGGUGGACGAGAAGCUAAGCCCCACUCCAGACCCUACAUGGCUUUUUUAGAAAUUCAAAGUGGCUUAGAUGUUUUUAUCUGUGGAGGGUUCCUGAUUCGCCCAGAUGCAGUGCUCUCAGCAGCUCACUGUGUGGAUAAAAAAGGGAGACCGAGGGUCACUGUGAUUCUGGGAGCCCACAAUGUAAACAGACGAGAACGGAGCCAGCAAAAGAUCCGUGUGGGACAAUGGGUCAUCCAUCCUAAAUAUUCCCAUAAAGACUUGAAAAAUGACAUCAUGCUGCUGAAGCUGAAGCCAAGGGCCAGGAUCAAUGAGAAUGUGCAGUUUAUCUCCAUUCCUAGGAGAAAUGAACUUGUGAGAGAAGGAGCUUUAUGCACAGUUUCUGGCUGGGGCAUGACAUCUCCGGACGGGGAUGUGAGUGAUGUCUUGAGGGAGGUGGAACUGAAGGUGCAAAAUGAGACAAGAUGUCAGAAGGUUUCCAGAAAAUACCAGCGUCAGUCUAUGAUCUGUGUUGGUGAUGAAAACCGUAAAAAAGCAUCUUACAAGGGUGAUUCUGGUGGCCCAUUAGUCUGCAAUAAGAAGGCUCAUGGCAUUGUUUCUCAUGGGUAUGAAGACCUCUUCCCUGAGGUAUUCACCAGGAUCUCACACUUUGAGCCCUGGAUCCGUGAGCAGCUGAGGAGGUUUGCAAUCCGAGAUAUUCCUGGCUCUCCAUCCUCUGACUAAAAUGCUCAUUGCCCCUUCUCCACGAUGCAUCCAACACCUGCUGGUGCUCAGAAGCUCCCAGGUGCAGCUGAAGUCAACUCAGAGAAGCCCCUGUGGUGCAGGCACAGGCUUUGGCACUGAGUCUCCUGGCAAGCUACAAAUGCAGCUCCCAAGUACACCCAGCUUCCCAUUGCUCCCUUUCUCCCACUGCCGCUCCAGCUCUGCUUCUGGCCAUCAAUAAAAGCAUGUUCAAAGUC